Pomacea canaliculata is the source of this 2889-nucleotide messenger RNA. RefSeq names its product 2-aminoethylphosphonate--pyruvate transaminase-like. Gene Ontology annotation, molecular function: 2-aminoethylphosphonate:pyruvate transaminase activity. NCBI's taxonomy places the organism in Eukaryota, Metazoa, Mollusca, Gastropoda, Architaenioglossa, Ampullariidae. The record is from RefSeq and is a predicted model, not a curated record. The transcript has 8 exons. Gene Ontology annotation, biological process: organic phosphonate catabolic process. Bases 488 to 1786 code for a protein of 432 amino acids.
UUAAACCCAGCGCUGUUGUGAUGACACUCACAGGUGCGUCCAAUCACGAAGCUGUAUUUAUACGUCCGUGUUCCGCAAUGAAUAAUCGGUAGUGAUCGAUAAAUUCAUCCUCAGCACUUUUUUUAUUUGCUGAAACAAAGCAUCGUUUGUUCGGCAAUGGCUGACUCGGUAGCUUUUGUCUUCGGUCGUCAAUCAAGCUGUCCCUACUUAGUUGUGGUGGAGUCGUCCUUUGAGCGUGGCUGACUUUUGCUCCUGGUAGCGGUUGAGCUAUAUUUUAGAUUUGUGUCGACGGCCACGUUGUCCGGUGACCUUUUCAACUCCUUUGCUCCUUUGACCUCGCAGAUAGCCUCUCACGAAGAAUAGUGAAACAAGCAGUAUUAUCUGUGAACCGAGGUUGAGGGCCUUUUAUCUUGGUGGAGAUAUAUAAAGGUUUUGACCGAGGCUGCUGUCUCUCUUCCUGCUACUCAAAGCUUCGGUAACGGCCAAAAUGAUGCUGUCGGCUGUGACAACAGUGGGCUUGCUGGAAACUCGUGCUGCACUUGCAAGGAAUUUGAAAUCAACUUGCACAGCAUGUGCGCAGGUUUCCAAGACAACACAAGAAAUGCGGUUGACCUGGGGACGCCAGGCUUCGGCCCUAUAUUCAGUGUCGGCAACAUCGCGAGUUGCAGACAAAAAGCUGUUUACCCCAGGCCCACUACAGGUGUCAUUGACAGUAAAAGAGGCCAUGUUAAGAGAUCUGGGUUCAAGAGACACAGAGUUCGUCAAUACAGUCAAAUCUAUUCGUUCUCAUCUCCUCCAGAUUGCAGGUGUCACAGAAAAGACCUUCACAUGUGUACCAAUUCAAGGGAGUGGAACUUUUGCAGUCGAAGCUGUGCUUCAGACAAGUGUUCCUCGAAAAAGCAGCAAAGUUCUCAUUCUGCAAAAUGGAGCAUAUGGUAAGAGAAUGGGUAAAAUCUGUGAUGUAGCUUCCAUUCCAUAUCAUAUGGAAGACUUUCCAGAAAAUUCUAUUGUGGAACCAAGUCGAGUGUCUGAAAUUCUGAAAGAAAAUAGCAGCUUCACUCAUGUCAGCAUCGUCCAUUGUGAGACGAGUUCUGGGGUCUUCAACCCUGUAGAAGAAGUGGGAAAAAUUGUUAAGACUCUUGCACCAGGCACUGUCUACUUUGUAGAUGCUAUGAGCAGUUUUGGUGCAGUUCCACUAGAUGUAGAGGCCAGUCAAAUAGAUUUUCUUGUCAGUUCUGCAAAUAAAUGUCUGCAAGGUGUACCUGGAUUCUCCUAUGCCAUAGCACGCAAAAGUGCCCUGGAGAAAUGCAAAGGCAAUGCUAGAAGCUAUACUCUUGAUUUAUAUGACCAGAAUGAAGGACUUGAUAAAUCUGGUCAGUUCCGAUUCACUCCAGCUACCCAUGCUAUGCUUGCCUUCCAGCAAGCCCUGAGUGAAUUUGAGGAAGAGGGAGGUGUGGCUGGGCGUGCCAGAAGAUACAAAGAGAACCAAAGAAUUAUUGCAGAAGGUAUGAGACGUUUGGGGUUCAAAGAAUUGCUGGAGCCAUCAGUGCAGGGAUACAUAAUUACUUCUUAUUAUUAUCCCUCUGAUCCAAACUUCAACUUUACAGAGUUCUACAAUAGACUGAAUGAUAAAGAUCAGGUCAUCUAUCCAGGAAAAACACUUGAUACAGACUGUUUUCGCAUUGGUAACAUUGGCCACCUCUUUCCAGAAGACAUGCGAAGAUUGAUUCAAUGUAUAGAAGAAGUGUGUCAUGAUAUGAAGAUGAGAAUUCCUGUCAGAAAUUGAGUCUUAUUUUCAUCACAGACACAAAUCCUGUUUUCAUAUAGGAUUAAACCUGUAAGGCUUUUCUUGAAUUUGUUUUUUUUUCAAACGUUGAAUUUUUUUCUAUUUUGCAAUAUGACUGCCACCACCAUAAGUUCCUCACAUUGGGUCAGAAUCCGGUAUUUUCUACAAUGAAAUUAGGAAUGAGAAAUGUUGGAUGUGAUGAGUCACUUUUUGAAUGAGCAGAUAAUGUGUGUGUAACAAUAAAGUGGGUUUUCUUUUGUUGUUUUUUGCAUUGAGGGAACAGUCAUAAGGGUAAAAUAUAUUACUCACUUUUGUCUUUAUUAUUGUAUCAUUGCACAUAAGGCUAAAUAUAAUUUCUAUAAUUCACAUUUGAGUUACAGAAAAUGUUUUUCUUAUUUAUAACAAUUGCUAAAGCAAUUGAUGAUUUACUUAUUUGCAUGUCCAUCUGAAUAUUUGAUCUAUGCAGCCUAUGUUAAUAUAUAAUGGAAUAAUAUAUGUAAUUCUGGACCAUUAUGUACACCUUGAUGUCUUUCAGACCAACCAUUCUAUUGCUUUCCUGACAAUGAUGAUGAUGCACUUUUAAAUAGCUCUAUUCCCACUAAGGUGUAGUGGGUUUUACAGUCAUGAUACAUACCUUUUCCCAGAAAAUGCGCAAAGGCAAUCACAAAGCGAUACAAGCAUACAUAAAAUUAAAUGCAUACGUAUAAUCCCUGUCUCUCUGAUUCAAACAAAUAUAACCUUACAGCAAGAACGUAUAAAUUUAUAUGUAGAACAAGCAAAUGGAGAAUUAUUUAAGGAAAAGCCAGACAGAAAUAUGUUUUCAGCGGAGAUUUGAACUGGCAAGUCUGUGUCCAUUUCUCAGCUCAGUGGACAGCAAGUUCCACUUGCCUGGGGUAGAAGUGAAGGAAAAGUGUCCCAAAGAUCUGAGGUUAGACUUUGAUAAGUUAUAUUAUUUCUGUCAUCUUACCAACAUUCUUUGUAUUUUUUAGGAUUUCUUGUCGCUUUAAUUUAUAUUGCACAGAAGUCUUCAUAACUGUAUAAUUACAAAAGCUUUUGCAAUUAAAGACGAUGUACUAUACCAAAGUACAUGCAUAAACUUUGAA